CGGUCCCUGGGAGGGGGCGGGUCUUCCUGGAAAUUUUGUCUGCAGCAGUUUUCUGGUGCAGUGACUCAGAGUCCUCAGACCUGCAGGAGGAGGGAGUAACCUUGUGUCACCAUGGUGCAGCUCUGUGGCCUCCUAACCUGCCAGGAGGAGCCAGUGCCACUGAAGAGCAUCUCUGUGACCUUGUCCAUUUGUGAGUUUGUGGCUGGUGUGUCUGUAACCUUAAACUACGAGAAUGAGGAGAAAGUUCCUUUGGAGGUCUUCUUUGUAUUCCCCAUGGAUGAAGACUCAGCUGUUUACAGCUUUGAGGCCAUGGUGGAUGGGAAGAAAAUUCAAGCAGAAUUACAAGAGAAGAUGAAGGCGCAUUCCAACUAUGAGAAUGCCAUUAGCCAGGGCCAGCAAGCCUUCCUAUUAGAGGAGGACAAGUGCUCCAGGGAUGUCUUCUGCUGCAACGUGGGGAACCUCCCCCCUGGGUCAAAGGCAGCGCUCACCCUGAAGUAUGUGCAGGAGCUGCCUCUGGAGGCAGAUGGGGCUCUGCGCUAUGUGCUCCCAGCUAUCCUGAAUCCUCGAUACCAGCUCUCUGGUGGACCUGAGGACAGUUGCCUUAAAAUGAAGGCUCCCGUCGUCCCUUUGGAAGACCUGCCCUACACAAUCAGCCUGGUGGCCACCAUCAGUUCCCAGCACAGCAUUGAGAGGAUUCAGUCUAACUGCAUCUUGAGUCCCACUGAGUACCUUGACGAUAAAAAGACUUCUGCUCGGGUUUCCUUGGCUGAUGGACAUAAGUUUGACAGAGAUGUGGAACUGCUGAUUUACUACAGUGAUGUGCAUACCCCCAGUGUGGCUUUGGAGAUGGGGAAACCUAUGCAGAAGCCAGAUUCUUUGAUGGGAGAUACAGCUGCAAUGGUAAGUUUCUAUCCAGAUAUCCCAGAAGCUGAGCCAGUUACCUGUGGAGAAUUUGUCUUCCUCAUGGAUCGCUCAGGAAGCAUGCAGGGCCCCAUGAGCAAACAGGAUAAAUCUCAGUCGCGCAUAGAUGCAGCCAAGGAAACACUAACUUUGCUUCUGAAGAGUUUGCCGAUUGGCUGUUAUUUCAAUGUCUAUGGAUUUGGAUCAUCUUAUGAAGCUUUCUUUCCGAAUAGUGUGCAGUACACUCAGCAAACCAUGGAGGAGGCCCUGAGGAGAGUUAAGCUUAUGCGGGCUGACCUAGGGGGUACGGAAAUCUUGAUACCCCUCCAGUUCAUUUACAGAGGACCUUCCAUCCCAGGUCACCCCCUUCAGCUUUUUGUCUUCACAGAUGGAGAAGUUACUGACACAUUUAGUGUAAUUAGAGAAGUUAGGAGCAACCGUGAAAGACACAGAUGUUUUUCAUUUGGUAUUGGAGAAGGAGCUUCCACUAGCCUAAUAAAAGGCAUUGCCCGGGUUUCACGGGGUACUUCAGAAUUUAUCAUAGGCAAGGAGAGGAUGCAGGCCAAGGCUCUUAGAGCCCUGAAACGUUCUCUACAACCUGUGGUAGAGGAUGUUUCUUUGAGCUGUGAUUUGCCUCAAGGCCUCUCUGCUAAAAUGCUUUCCCCAGAACAGACUGUCAUCUUCAGGGGUCAGAGAUUAAUCGUCUAUGCGCAAUUGACUGGGACAAUGCCGUCCGCAGAGGCAACAGGAGAAGUUUGCCUCAAGUACACACUACAAGGCAAGAGUUUUGAGAAUAAGGUGACAUUUUCUCUACAACCCAAGCAUGAUGACAACUUCACCAUUCACCGACUUGCUGCCAAGUCUUUUCUCCAGACCAAGGACAUGGGCUUCAGGGAGACUUCAGCAGGUGAUAAAAAAGAGGUGUUGGAAGUCAGCAUUGAAAGUGGAGUCAUAAGUUCCCACACAGCUUACAUUGCCAUCAACAAAGAUCUGAACAAGCCAGUUCAGGGGCCGCUGGCUCGUCGUGACAUUCCAACGCCAUUUCUGUUGAGCACUACUGCAAUGACACCAUGGAAACGAGCAUGUACUCGUUCAAAGGCCUCGUCCUACUACCGUCUUCCUGCAUCUGAGCCCACGAUGAUCACUCAUUACUCGAGCAUGUCACACCAGCAGAAUGGUCAUGGUACCCGUAGGUCCCUGACUAACAAGAUCCUGUUCUCUUUAGGUGAGCAUGAUUCAGGGACUUUUUCUCACCAGUGUUUGUUUACCACACGUAUAGGACUAGACAGAUCCCACGCUCUUGGUCAUAGACAAAAGAAGAAAGGCCUGUCUCUCAAAGAGACCUCUCCUGAGCUGGAAAGGGCUCAUUCUUCCAACAAAAGGACCAACUUGGAAACUCACCAUCCAGUCUUUGGAGAAAAUUAUCUUGUGCAGCUGAUUUCCCUCCAAAAGGCAGAUGGUUCCUGGGAUCUGUGUGAAGGUCUGGCCAUCGUCCUGGGCGUGAAGUUACGAGACAUACGGGAUGCAUUCACUAUCAAGAAUGCUGAUUUAACAAGCUGGGCCACAGCCCUGGCGGUGCUCUGGCUGCAUGCCAAUGGUCAGGACUUGAAGUGUGAGUGGGAGCUUCUGGAAAGGAAGGCGGUGGCCUGGAUUCACAACCAUGCAGACUCAAGAAUUCUGAGCAGGACCUUCAUAUCUGUACAUAAGGUAGAGGAUAGCCUAGAGCUGAGUUUGUUAAGCUGCUGCAUGAACUGAAAUGAGGAAGAUUUGCCAGAUUUGCACAGUGGCAACUGACCACCCAAGACUUUCUUCUAAGUUCACUUAGAGCUAGGUAUGACCUAUGGGAUAGGGUUGUGGCAUCACCUGGAAGCUUGAGAAAUGCAGAAUUUUAGAUAAUUCUAAGGACUACUGUAUAAAGUCUAUAUCUUAAUAAGGUCUCUGGGGGAUUCAUUAAACAUUAAAGUUUGACACUAAACAAAAUGAAAAGACAACCCACAGAAUGGGAGAAAAUCUUUGCAAAUCAAUCAACUGACAAGGGAUUAAUCUCCAAAAUUUAUAAGCAUCUUCUGCAGCUCCAUACCAAAAAAACAAACAGCCCCAUCAAAAAAUGGGCAGAAGAUCUAAACAGUUCUCCAAAGAAGACAUACAAAUGGCCAAAAGCCAUAUGAAAAGAUGUUCAACAUCACUCAGUAUUAGAGAAAUGCAAAUCAAAACCUCAAUGAGGUACUACCUUACACCAACCACAAUGGCCACCAUCAAAAAGUCUACAAACAAUAAGUGGUAGAGAGAGUGUGGAGAAAAAGGAACCCUAUUACACUGUUGGUGGGAUUGUAAAUUGGUGCAACCACUACGGAAAACAGUAUAGAGAUUCCUCAGUAAACUAAAAAUAGAACUACCAUUUGAUCCAGCAAUCCCACUCCUGGGCAUCCAUCCAGAGAAAACCAUGACUCACAAAGACACAUGUACUCCGAUGUUCAUUGCAGCACUAUUUACAAUAGCCAAGACAUGGAAACAACCUUAAUGUCCAUUGACAGAGGAGUGGAUCAAGAAGAUGUGGUACAUAUACACAAUGGAAUAUUACUCAGCCAUUAAAAUGAACGAAAUACCAGCACUUUUAGCAACAUGGAUGGACCUAGAAAUUAUCAUGCUAAGUGAAGUCAGCCAGACAAUGAGACACCAACAUCAAAUGCUAUCACUGACAUGUGGAAUCUUACAAAAGGACAGACAACUUCUUUGCAGAGCAGAUGCUAACUCACAGACAUUGAAAAACUUUUGGUCUCCAGAGGAGACAGUUUGGAAGGUGGGGGGAUGUGCUUGGGUUGUGGGAUGGAAAGCCUGUGAAAUUGGAUUGUUAUGAUAAUUAUACAACUACAAAUGUGAUAAAUUCAUUUGAGUAAUAAAAAUUAAAUAAACAUUAAAGUUCGAGAAAUGAGGGCUUAGUCUUUUCAUAUAAUAGGGUGUAUCCAAGUUUGCCAUCUAGAUACACUCUAACGAUGUAAUGACAGAAGAGACAGCUUCCUAAGGACCAUAAAACUUGUGGAAUGAGUCUCUGCCCAUAAAAUAAUGGCCUUUUGCAUUUAUCAUGCAGAAUAUUUAUAUUUGUUCUUUUCCCCUUUUCUCACCCCCAAAUUCCACACUUAGAAACUUACUAAGCAAAAAAUAAAGAAUAGCCUUAAUUUUGUCUUCUUUAAAAUACAGAAUCAACUAGUUUUAAAGUAGCAUGGUUUUAUUUUUUUUCAUUUGAAUUCUCAUGCUAUAAAAUGUUGUACUAACUGUAAAUUCCUUAAAUCUACAACAAAUUCUGUUUUCAUAAUCAACAAGGAUAUUUUGGCACAUGUACUAAAGCCGACUACCAAAGCUGGUGCUUCAUGUUUUAGGAAAAUGUAAAGCACCAUCUGUACUUUCAGGAACUGAUGAUCUGGGCAGGAAGCCCAGGAGAGAAGCUGCUCCUAUUUCUCAUUGGUUGGCCUCACUCUACAGUUGUUUCCUGGAUGAUGCACACUUGGCCACAAGAAGGAAGGCAGAUAGCAUUGCCUCAGGAUUCUCGCAGGCAGACAGAGCCCAGUGCUUCCAGUGCAGGACACUCUAUUCUAUGUAGACUUAGUGAAACCCAUUGCUUAUUUCCCCCCAAUUCCAAUAUAGUCAUCCUGGGGAUUAAAUAGCUUUGCUCUUUCUCUCCCAACUCAGUCAUUGCUUCCUUAAAAGCAGUCCAUCUGCUUGAAGUAUGUGAUUGACAAGAAAAACAAGAAAAACCCCAUGAAAUAAGCUAACUCCAUGAAUCACUUUUCCUUUCAGUUCUAUCAGUUUUUACCUCACAUAUUUUGAUGUUCUUGAGUUAGGUACAUACAUGUUUAGGGUUAAAUAUUCUUGGAUAUUUGGUUAUAUAUUCUUUGAUACUGGACCCUUUUAUCAUUAGGUAAUAACUUUAUCCCUGAUCAUUUUCCUUUUUCUGAAAUAUGCUUUGUCUAAAAUAAAUAGUUACUCCAGCUUUCUUUUGCUUAGUGUUAGCAUGCUUUAUCUAUCAUCUACCUACCUGCCUACCUAUCUAUAUUAUAUAUCUUUAUUCUUUUAACUUAAGUCUUUAUAAUUAAAUAGAGUUUCUUGUAGACUACAUAUACUUGGGUGCUGUGUCUUUAGCUACUUUCACCAUCUCUAAAGGUAAUCAUUGAUAUAAUUGGCCUAUUUAUGGUUUUUUUCUAUUUGUUACAUUUGUUUUAAAAAUUUCCCUUAUAUUUUGCUUUCAUUGAUUUUAAUUAAGCACUUUAUGUGAUUUCAUUCUAUCUAUCUCUACUCAUCAAUUUUAUAUAUAUGUCAAAUAUCAAAUAUCUCACUUUAUGUAGUUCAGGUACCUUUAACAGAGUUUUCCUAAUUCUUCUAUCCCAUCCAUUGUGGCAUUUCUGCUAUUCAUUUCUCUCAUCCAUAUAUUAUAAUUGUCAAAUGCUUUAUUAUUAUUACUGCAAAAAGUGAUCUCUUAGAUUAGUCAAAAAGGAGGCAGAUCAAGAUGGCAGAGAAGUAAGAUGUCUCGCUCACCUUCUCCCACAGAAAAACACAUCCACAUGUAAAAUGACUCACACAGAACAUCUAGU
Messenger RNA from Sus scrofa (pig), 5486 nucleotides. The record is from RefSeq and is a predicted model, not a curated record. NCBI's taxonomy places the organism in Eukaryota, Metazoa, Chordata, Mammalia, Artiodactyla, Suidae.